Molecule: messenger RNA, 1618 nt
Organism: Umbelopsis ramanniana AG
Lineage: Eukaryota; Fungi; Mucoromycota; Umbelopsidomycetes; Umbelopsidales; Umbelopsidaceae
Exons: 5
Coding region: 22-1470 (482 amino acids)
Molecular function (GO): oxidoreductase activity, acting on the aldehyde or oxo group of donors, NAD or NADP as acceptor
Source: RefSeq, a predicted model, not a curated record
CUCCUUUCCCUUUCUCAAACAAUGGUUGCUAUCAACCCUGGCUUAUUCAUCGAUGGCUCUUGGAUUCUCGCAGAAAAACUUCCCAACUUCCCAUCGCGAAACCCGGUCAACGAAAAGGUCCUCGGUCUGGUUCCCGAAACAUCACCUCAGCAAUUAGAGGACGCGGUGCAAGCAGCGCAUAAAGCGCUCGGUGCAUGGGGACAACUGCCUGGAGUAGAAAGAGCUCAGUAUCUACUCAACACCGCAAAGCAAUUUGAAGAUCACCAAACAGAAGUUGUGGAGUUGUUGAUUGCUGAGACAGGAUCCUCGUUUUCAAAGGCUAUGUUUGAACUGGACUAUACAGUCAAGUUUCUAAAAGCAGCUAGUGCUGACUUCCGGUUCGGCAACGGUGAAGUGUUUCCUUCAGACGAUGGCACCUUGAGCUAUACCACUAGACGUCCGCUUGGCGUCAUUGCUUGUAUCUCGCCAUGGAACGUUCCCUUGAUUCUCACCGUCAAGAAGGUUGCAAAUGCUUUGAUUGCAGGAAAUACAGUGGUUCUCAAGCCAUCAGAGGAUUCCUCGCUGAGUGUGAUGAAACUAGUGGAAAUGUUUGCUGCAGCAGACCUUCCUCCUGGAGUGCUGAAUUUGACCACUGGUCAUAGUGAUGUAGGACGAGCUUUGAUUGCACAUCCACUGACGAAGGCCGUCACUUUUACUGGCUCUACAGCCACGGGAAAGAAGAUUGCUGCGCAAGCCGGUGGUCUUCUCAAGCGAUGUGUAUUGGAGCUUGGAGGCAAAGAUGCACUCAUCAUUUUAGAGGACAUUGAUAUAGACUUCGCUGUGAACGUUACAGCUUUUUCAGGGUUGUUCCACCAAGGCCAAAUAUGCAUGUCAUCAGAACGGAUUCUAGUGCAAUCGUCUAUCGUCGAUCGGUUCACCGAGAAAUUGUUGAAAAAGGUUCAAAGUCUAAAGAUGGGUGACCCAUCCGAUCACAGCGUAGACCUCGGCCCUAUGAUGUCUCAAAGACAACUGGAUAUGGUGAAGGACCACGUUGAGGACGCUAAGCGAUUAGGUGCCAAUGUUCUGUGUGGCGGAGAACACUCCAAUGGACUGUUUUACCCUCCGACCAUUCUGACGGGGGUCACUAGAGACAUGAAGCUUUUCAAAGAUGAGACCUUUGGGCCUCUAUUGCCGAUCAUGGGCUUUGACACCAUAGAUGAGGCUAUUGACAUUGCUAAUGAUUCCGAAUACGGUCUGUCCGGAGGAGUAUUAACAAAUGACGUGGAGAAGGCUUUCUAUAUCACCAACCGCUUGGACACAGGUAUGGUCCACAUUGGAAACGGCCCUUUAUUGGACGAUCCAACCGAUGCCGCGUUUGGAGGAAUCAAGAGUAGCGGUAUGGGCCGAGAAAACGGAAAGUACUCAUAUGAAGCUUUCACUGAGCUCAAGUGGGUUACUGUUCAUCAUAAGAAACCAGGCUUUCCCUUUUAAACCACCUCUCACUGCACAAACACAAUAUAACCCACAGUACGAUUUUGACAAAUGCAAGAUAAUUUUCUUUGAGACAAUCAUUGAAUGAUUUUGGGUACUGACGAUGAGACAAAAUAAGAAAAAGACAACGAAAUAAAAAUAUAGGAAU